AUGCACCGUUUCAAAGAAAACUUUCCUACGGUUGUUGAAUCAUCCAGUGCAACGGGAUGGCUUACCUCAAUCUUGCAGCUUGGGGGCAUCGUUGGUUCUCUAACGGCUGGCGUCUUUGGCGAAGUGUUUUCGCGCAAAUAUACCAUACCAUUAUACAACGCUGAACUGUCAUCUCCUGAGCUUCGUGGGCUACUGGUGUCCUUUUAUCAGUUCGCUACCAUCCUUGGAAUAAUGCUUUCCUUCUGGUGUGGAUAUGGAAGUAACAACAUUGGGGGGACGGGAGAUACACAAUCGGACCUUGCAUGGCGAAUCCCAUCGAUAAUUCAAGGAAUCCCUGCUGCCAUUCUUGCGCUAGGAAUCUGGUGGCUUCCAUUUUCUCCACGAUGGCUCAUUAAACAUGGCCGUGAGGAGGCGGCUAUCAAAACACUAGCAUAUCUCCGCAAGUUACCUAUCAAUCAUGAGCUUAUCCAAAUUGAAGCCAAAGAGAUAAAGGCUGAAUACCUGUUCGAACAAAGAGUUUUUGCAAAGAAAUUUCCAAUGCUCGGGGCCGGCGAAAAGACAAGUGUAUGGAUGCGUGAGUUGGUGCAGUAUUGGAAUAUCUUUAGAACAUGGGACAACUUUAAGCGCGUUGCGAUUGCAUGGUUUGUUAUGUUCUUUCAGCAGUGGAGCGGUAUCGACUCAAUUAUUUACUAUGCAUCUAACGUGUUUGUAAGUCUAGGUCUAACUGGGGGGACACAGUCAUUGCUUGCUACAGGCGUUACAGGGGUCGUGUUUUUUGUCUGCACGAUCCCGGCAAUGGCAAUUAUUGACAGAGUGGGACGGAAACCUAUGCUUCUAUUCGGAUCCAUUGUUAUGUGGGUGUGCAUGGUACUUACCAGUAUUAUCGUAGCGAAGUUUCAACACGACUGGCAGCACCAUGCAAACGCCGGCUGGACAGCCGUGGCUUUUAUCUGGAUCUAUGUCGGUGCAUUUGGUGCUACGUGGGGACCGGUAUCCUGGACCCUGGUCUCUGAGAUUUUCCCUGUGUCUAUCCGGGCUAAAGGUGCUUCGAUAGGGGCCUCUAGUAACUGGGUAAACAACUUCGCCGUCGCUUUCUUUGUCCCUCCCAUGUUUGCUGCGUGGGAAUGGGGAACAUACCUUUUCUUUGCGGUCUUCCUUACUGGUGGAAUUGUUUGGGUAUGGUUUUACCUGCCUGAAACCAAGGGGACUACUCUUGAAGAAAUGGAUCGCAUAUUCGAAAGCCAUUCCGGUGAAGCCGAUGCUCGUAUGUUAGCGGACGCAAGAAAAGACGUAGGGCUUGAUCAAGACAUGGUAGACAGAGCCGUGUCAGCAGCUGCAACCGCUGUGAAGAGAAAACCCGAAGCAAAGCAUUACCUCAAGCCUUUGAGGUUGUUUGAAUAG
This is a messenger RNA of Talaromyces rugulosus, 1401 nucleotides long. RefSeq lists its product as uncharacterized. Gene Ontology annotation, molecular function: carbohydrate:proton symporter activity. Bases 1 to 1401 code for a protein of 466 amino acids. The record is from RefSeq and is a predicted model, not a curated record. Gene Ontology annotation, cellular component: membrane. Gene Ontology annotation, biological process: carbohydrate transport; transmembrane transport. The transcript is spliced from 3 exons. Lineage: Eukaryota; Fungi; Ascomycota; Eurotiomycetes; Eurotiales; Trichocomaceae.